Drosophila nasuta is the source of this 6720-nucleotide messenger RNA. RefSeq names its product hulk (gene hlk). The transcript is spliced from 28 exons. Bases 467 to 5977 code for a protein of 1836 amino acids. The record is from RefSeq and is a predicted model, not a curated record. NCBI's taxonomy places the organism in Eukaryota, Metazoa, Arthropoda, Insecta, Diptera, Drosophilidae.
UCAAUUAAUAGCAAAAAGAAAUAUAUAUAAAUAUAUGUAUAUAUUUAUAUAUAUAUAAUCUAAUUUUCUCAUAUAUAUAUAUCCCCCUAUACAUACAUAUCAUUUUGUCUGUAUAUAUGUAUGUAUGUAUGCGCGCAAAAUAUAUGUAUUUAGUGUACGCGAAAGAAAUACGAUUUUGUCAACUAAAAAUAGUGCCUAAAUUUUGAAAUUAUUAUAAUUUUUUGUUAAUAACGACGACACAACGCUGCUAAACGACGAAAAUAAAAUCAAACCACUUUCAAAAACCAAAUCCAAAUAGAAGAAAUUAUAAUAAUUUGCAAUACUAAAUAUCAAUCAACACACACACACACACACACGCACGCAUGUUCGAGUUAAGAGUUUAAAGCAUUAAAGAAGAAGCGAGAGAGAGAGAGAUCGCAACGGCCAAAGUAAUUAGAUUCGAGCGUAUUUGAAAGGCAAUCGAAAGAUGACUUUCACGCGAUUAAAAACUCUGACAUUGCUCGUGUGUACGUUGCUGGCACUCAGUUUUCCCGGAUAUGUGAAUUGCGCUAACAAAAAAGGAUCCUCAUCAUCGUCAUCACAGCCAGCGGCGGCGGUGCCGCUUGAACCCGAGGCCGUCAUCGAGGAGGUCAAUGCCAAGCAAUUGGAGAAACUGUUGGCCGACAAGGAUUACGUUGCUGUCUUCUGGUAUGCGCGAAGCUGCGUGACCUGUGAUAAGGUUUUAGCGGAACUCGAAAAAAUUGACGAUGACACCGAUUCAUUUGGUGUGGACUUUGUGAAAAUUAACGACAAACGACUAGCUAAACAAUAUGGCAUCAAGAACUUCCCAGCGCUCACCUACUUCAGGGAAAAGGAGCCAAUCAUCUACGAUGGCGAUCUUAUGGAUGAGGAGGGCGUGCUCGAUUUUCUCACCUCGCUGGAGGCCAUGGAUCUGCCCGAUCGCAUCGAGGAGGUAAAUGCCAAAAUCCUGCACAAGAUUAUCGAGGAUACCGAUUUUGUAGCCGUGCUAUUCUGUCCCGAUCAUGAAACAUGCCCACCCAGGGUAAUGGAUAAACAGCAAUGCCGCAAAUGCGCCAAGGCUCUGCAAGAAUUGGAAAAUAUCGAUGAUGAGGCCGAUCAGCUUGGCAUCGGUUUUGUCAAGAUACACGACGAGGCCUUGGCCGAUGAAUACAACUUGGGCAAUCUGCCGGCAUUGGUCUACUAUCGCCACCAGACUCCGAUCAUCUAUGAAGGUGAACUGCAACGGGAGGAGGAUGUCUUGGAAUGGUUGGUCCAGAAUAAAUCAACCGGCGAUGAGGAUGAUGUUAUCGAGGAUGUCACAUCCAAGACGCUGUCAACGCUGAUCAGCAACAUUGAUAAUUUGGUUGUGUUAUUCUAUGAUCAUGGCAAUGAUGAUUCGAUGACCGUGUUGGAAGAGCUAGAACAAAUCGACGAUGACUGCGAUAAGCAUGGCAUUCAGUUUGUGAAAAUUGAUGAUGCCAAGGCGGCAGGCGAUUACGGAAUCGAUUCGAUUCCGGCAAUUGUAUACUUUGAAAAAGAAAUUCCAAACGUUUACGAUGGCGAUCUCAUGGAUGAGGAACAGAUACUGAAAUGGUUGUUGGGACAGUUGGAACGUGAUGAAAUCGAGGAUGUCACCGACGAAAUGCUCGAUACAAUGAUCAAAGAAGGACGCGUCAUUGCAGUGCUGUUCUACGACAACAACGACAAGAAAUCGCAAAAGGUGCUCGAAGAACUUGAGAACAUUGACGACGAAUGCGACGCUUUGGGCAUUACUUUCGUGAAAAUCGACAAUCCCGAGGAGGCCGUUGAAUAUGGCAUCAAUAAAGUUCCUAAACUGAUAUACUUUGAAAAAGGCAUUCCAACCAUAUACGAAGGCAAUCUGGAGGAUGAGGAGAAGCUAUUGAAAUGGCUCGAAGAGCAAACGAGUUCCGAUCAAAUCGAAGACAUUACCGAUGAAAUGUUGGAUUUGAUCAUUGAGAAAAUGCCGCACGUUGCUGUGCUCUUCUAUGAUAAAGAUCAAAAGAAAUCACAGAAAAUCCUCGCAGAAUUGGAAAACAUCGACGAUGAGUGCGAUCAAAAUGAUAUUGCUUUUGUCAAGAUCGAUGACGAUAAGGAAGCCAAAGAAUGGGGUAUCGAUGAGAUACCGUCGAUUGUACUCUUUGAACGUGGUAUUCCACAUAUCUACGAGGGUGAUCUGAUGAAAGAGGAUGAGCUGCUCGGUUGGCUGGUGCAUCAAAAGCGCUAUUCCGAAAUUCCCGAAGUCACCGAUGAAAUGAAGGACAAACUGGUCGAGAACACCGAACACUUGGCUGUCAUCUUCUACGACAAGGAUGACAAGCAGGACAUGCGCAUCUUGAACGAGCUGGAGAACAUUGACGAUGAACUCGAGAAGGAGGGCAUCGUCAUUGUGCGCAUCGAUAACGCUGCCGAAGCUAAGGAAUAUGGUCUCGAUCAUUUGCCCGCUCUGAUCUACUUCGAGAAUAAGAUCCCCGCUCUUUAUGAGGGUGAUUUAAUGAAUGAGGACGAGGUCCUGGAAUGGCUGCUGGUGCAGAAAAAGACGGCCACCAUCGAGGAGGUUACCGAUGAGAUUCUGGUCAACUUGAUCAAUGAACACGAGUAUGUUGUUGUCUUCUUUACGGGUCCCUGCGAACCGGGCGAGACUUGCGAUCACACGCUUAAUGCCCUCGAGAGCAUCGAUGAUGAGUUGGAUGAGGCUGGCAUCAUUUUUGUUACCACCGAGGAUACCGGCAUCGCUAAGAAAUAUAACGUGAAAACCUAUCCACGACUGGUGUUCUUCCGCAAUCGUGAUCCAUUGCACUUUACCGGCGAUCUGGAUGAUGAGGACGAAGUGCUCGCUUGGAUCACCGAUGAUGAAACCCUUGAGAUUCCCGGCAAAAUCGAAGAGGUCAAUGUCAAAAUGUUGGACAAGAUUUUGGCCGAAAACGAUCAUGUGGUUGUGUUCUUCUACGCCGAGGGUGACAAGAAGGCACAGAAGAUCCUCAACGAAUUGGAGAACAUCGACGAUGAAUGCGAGGAAAAAGACAUCGACUUUGUAAAGACAUCCGACGAUGAUAUCGAUAAGGAAUACGAUUUGCCCGGUUUGCCGGCGCUUGCAUUUUAUAGACAUAAGUUUAGAACAAUUUACACCGGUGAUCUGAUGAAGGAGGAGGAAAUUCUUGAAUGGGUUAUCGAUUUGCACGAAUCAACGGCUGAUGUUAUCGAAUCGGUGGAUCGCAAAACACUGCAAGUCUUGAUCAACGACGUGGAACAUCUCGCUGUUUUCUUCUAUGAUGAUGAAUGCGAAUCGUGUGGUGGCAUUCUGGAGGAAUUGGAGAACAUCGACGAUGAUACCGAUAAGCAUGGCAUUCAGUUUGUCAAAUCGAACGAUGUGAAGUUGGCCCACGAAAUUGGCAUUUUCGCAUUCCCCGCUUUGGUCUACUACGAGACAGGCGUUCCGAUCAUGUAUGAUGGUAAUAUUGAGAGUAAUACGGACGUGUUCAACUGGAUACUGGAGCAGAAGGCCGAUCAGAGCAUUGAGCUGAUCAAUCGGGAUCAGUUAAUUGAAUAUAUAGGCACCAAAGACUUUUUAGCGGUUGUUUUUUACAAAGAGGAUGAUCCGGAUUCACCACGUGUUCUGCGACACAUUGAACUCAUCGACGAUGAGGCUGCCGAAUAUGGCAUUUAUAUAGUCAAGAUGCAUGACAAGCUGAUGGCCAAGAAAUAUGGCUAUAGAAAUCCACCAGGUCUAACAUAUUUCCGCAAGGGCAAGUACAUUAACUACGAUGGCGACAUCGAUGAUGAGGAGGAGGUGCUCGAUUGGCUGACGAGUCCGGCCAACAUGGAAAUGACCGAUCACAUUGAGCAGGUUAAUCGCAAGAUGUUUGAGAAGAUUCGCAAGAAUUCCGACUAUGUGGCUGUCAUUUUCUACAGCGAUGAGUGCAAGCAAUGUCCACGAGUUUUGGCAGAAGUGGAACACAUCGACGAUGAUGCGGAUAAGGCGGGUAUUGAUUUCGUCAAGAUCGAUGACAAACAAAUGGCCAAGGAGUACGGCGUCUUUGCACUGCCAGCCAUUGUCUUCUUCAAGCCGACAUCCAAGGAGCCAGUCAUAUACGCCGGGGAUCUUUAUGAAGAAGAACAAAUCCUUACUUGGUUACUUACGCAAAAGGAUCCAAGUGGAGAUGUUAUCGAAGAUCUCGAAGGCGAAAGGCUUGUUCAAUUGAUCGAAGAGUCUGGCUCCAUUGCAGUGUAUUUCUGGAACAAAACGAAGUGUGAUAUUUGCAAUUCGAAAGCGGCGCGAAAGGCGCGUCUGAAAAAGGAACGCGAACAGCAUCAACAGGAUGGCGGCACCGCCAGUGCUGCCGCCGCUUUUGGCAGCGAUCCAGAGGGCGGAGCAGGUGGUGCUGGCGAAGCUGGCGGUGCUGCUGGUGGAGAUGGUGGUGGUGGUUCAGCCACGGAUGCCGCUGCUGCUGCGGCCAAACAUGAUGAUGAUGCCGAUGGCUGUGAGCAGUGCACCAAAGUGUUGGAAGAGCUUGAGAAUAUCGAUGAUGAUUGCGAUAAGCAUGGCAUUACUUUUGUUAAAACUCGCGAUUUCUCCGUUGCCGAUGGCUAUGGCGUCCACGAGUAUCCAGCCCUGGUCUACUUUGAGGGCGGAAUACCAAACGUGUUUGAAGGUGAGCUUAGCGAGGAGGAGGAAGUAUUGCAGUGGCUGAUUACACAGAAAACUGAAGAUCGCAUUGAAUUGAUCACCCGUCAAAUGCUGGAGACAAUGGUCGAAGAAACACAAUAUCUGGCUGUAUACUUCUUACCGAUUGAGCGAAAGGGCAAGCAACCCGCUUUCUGUCGAAGUUUCUGUUCCCCCUCUAGUCUUAAAGACAGCAACCUGACCACCACCAAACACUCAUCCAGCCAAUUCGUACAAAGCUACAUUUCUCGUAAAAGAAAACGUAUCCAAAAACAAGACAAGAUCAAUUGUAAUAUCUGUGAUCAGAUAUUAGAGGGUUUGGAACUGAUUGAUGAUGAGUGUGAUGUUUUUGGCAUACAUAUGGUUAAAAUUCAAGAUCCUCAGCUGGCCAAACGCUAUUCCAUCAAGACCUUCCCAGCUUUAGUGUACUUCCGGAAUGGCAAUCCUUUGCUCUUUGAGGGAGAUCUGCAAAACGAACAAUCGGUGCUGGAAUGGCUGAUUGAUGAUGAUAAUCGUGAGUUGGCUGAUGAGAUCGAGGAGGUGAAUGAGCGCAUGUUGGAUCGCCUGAUGGCCGAGUCCACAUUGCUGGUGGUGUUCUUCUAUGAUGAUGAUUGCGCCGAGUGUGAGGAAAUAUUGGAGGAGCUGGAGGAAAUUGAUGGCGAAGCUGAUAUGUUUGGCAUUGAUUUCGUGAAGAUUGCCAGCGUUGAGGCAGCCAAGAAAUAUGAAAUUGUUAACAUACCUUCUUUGGUCUAUUUCCGCAAGCAAGUGCCCGUGCUUUAUGAUGGUGACAUGCAUCAGCAUGACAAAGUCAUCACCUGGCUGACAUCGCAAGAUGUAUUCGAAAUUAAAAACGAAAUCGAGGAAGUCAAUCGCAAAAUGCUUGACAAACUGCUCGAAGAAAACGAAUUUUUGUCUGUGUUCUUUUAUGAACACAAUCAGGUGGAUAGUGCUGCAGCAUUGGAGAAACUGGAGAACAUUGACAGCGAAACGGAUAAUUUGGACAUUACCUUUGUGAAAAUGGCCGAUUCGCGUUAUGCCAAAAAAUGGGGCGUUACCAAACUGCCGGCCAUGGUCUAUUUCCGUCGUCGCUUCCCCAGCAUAUAUAGGGGUGACUUGCUGUCGGAGGAUGAAGUGCUCGAGUGGCUGCGCAAGAAUCGCUUCCGUCAGCCGGAAUUGAAUAUAUUCAUGUAUGCUCUGAUAGCCUUGGCGGUGGCCUUCGUUGUCUACACGGCCUUCUUGCUGCAGUGCUUCAAGCCAGCGCCUCCACCGCCCGUUCAGCAUCCAAAGCAGUCGUGAUCGAACUGAUCUAAUUGCUGGGCUACACAUUGCUGCUGUUGCUGUGAAACUAGAAAAUUGUUAAAGAACAUACGAAUCAACUACUUACUACAACUACUACAAAGGCCUGCCUGCGUGUAGAAUGAGAGUGAAAGAAAGAGACAAUGAAUGAGCGAAUGAGAAAUAGAAAGAAAGAGAGAUUAAUAAGGAAAUGAGAAUUGAAUAAACGAAACGAACAACGCACAACGCACAACACAAUCAGACAAAACAUCACAUCAUCAUCAAUAUCGAAAUAUCAUCAUGGAAAUCGUCUAAAUUAGACGACGAUAAGAAAUGACUUUAUAACGAGAGAAUGCCGAAUAUGCCCCAAGUAUUCUGCAAGAAUCCCAGAAAAGGAGAGAGACAGUGAGAGAGCGAGAAGAGUCCCUGGUGACAAAAACAUUGCAAAUAUUACAUACUUCUAUGAUUAUAAUAAUUGACAAUCCGUUUGGUUUCACUCUUGAACAAAUAAUAAAUGACAGUCAACUUUCUGGCUGCUUCCAAUUUAUCAAUAUAAUAAUAUACUAUACCAUUUGACUUCACAAUAAUGUACUUAAAAGAAAACAAACAACAAUAAUUAAUAACUCAACACUCAAGUCAUAGUAAUUACUUUUAAAAUUUAUAUUUAAAUACAAUUACAAUAAUAUUAAAUGCUUAAACACAGAGAACAUAAAAACAAAAUAAUAAUUUUUACAGUAAACUAUUACGGAUUAAAACAAAAUAAA